UUUGCCUGAAGCCUUCGGUGGGCAGGACUUUGAUCCUCUAUGCAUUUUCAAACACACUUCUGCCAAAUGAAAAAAGACAAACCUAUAUUCACAGAAGGAAAAGAAAUAGGAAACUAGCAGCUACAAUGAUGCAGACAAUACCUCUGAUGGAAGACUUUUUCCAUCAGUUUGAAGAGAACCAUCUGACAGCAGAACCAAGCCAAUGGAUUCUAGAUACUAGAUCUUCAUUUCUUGCUGCUGUGACUUUUAGCAAUUCGUUAACUGUAGCGCGUGUUUCCUCCUAGCCUGAUGGUGCCUCUUGUGGAUUCAGUGUAGGUUGUGCAUGCAAGGCAUGUCUUCAACACAAUAGUUCCACUGCCUUUUCCUAAAGAAGAUGCCCACUAUUGUGUGUGCAGUGCUAAAUGCCUUCCUAAGUGUCAUCAUCCCAUCCGCCAAUGUCUUGGUGAUCAUAGUCAUCUGUCAGCUAAGAAAGAAGAAACCAAGCCGAAACUAUGUCUUCAUUCUCAACUUGGCAGCUGCUGAUCUACUGGUUGGCAUAAUGUGCAUUGGGCAAGCUUUGGAUGAUGCAACAGAUGCACUAUUUGACACAAAUCUGCUUCUUUGUCUUGUGCGGAUCUGCAUGAGCAUUACUCCUUGCAUUGGCUCCAUUCUCACCUUGCUUUUGGUUUCUCUGGACAGGUACUUAGCUGUGAAGCUGCCCCUGCAUUAUCCCUCUCUUAUGAGCAGGAAACCUAUAGUCUUCUCACUUGUUGUCCUGUGGACUGUUUCUUUCUUGGUGGGCCACAUGCCACUUAUUUUCUCACCACUUCAGCAGAGAAAUUUCACAGCAAGGAUAUAAGAACGCAGUUUGCCAGACUGAUGAAGUGUAAGGGAAAAGGACAAAUAAAACCCUACAGGUCUAAUGGGCU
Molecule: messenger RNA, 908 nt
Organism: Rhineura floridana
Lineage: Eukaryota; Metazoa; Chordata; Lepidosauria; Squamata; Rhineuridae
Product: glucose-dependent insulinotropic receptor-like
Exons: 2
Coding region: 374-838 (154 amino acids)
Biological process (GO): G protein-coupled receptor signaling pathway
Cellular component (GO): membrane
Molecular function (GO): G protein-coupled receptor activity
Source: RefSeq, a predicted model, not a curated record